Molecule: messenger RNA, 2025 nt
Organism: Euleptes europaea (tarantolino)
Lineage: Eukaryota; Metazoa; Chordata; Lepidosauria; Squamata; Sphaerodactylidae
Product: zinc finger protein ZFP2-like
Exons: 8
Coding region: 1-2025 (674 amino acids)
Biological process (GO): regulation of DNA-templated transcription
Source: RefSeq, a predicted model, not a curated record
AUGGUGAAACCUGGCCUCAUAUCCCAGCUGGAAGAGGAAGAAGAGCUGUUUCUCCUGAGUUCUGAUGAAGAGGAGGGAGUGGCAGGUGGAAAACCCCUUCACGUCGGCUUGCCUCUGAUGCACCACCACAACAGCCUCUUGGCUCUCAUUGAUGUCGUGCACCGAUUCUUCCUCAGUGCCAAGAAUAACGGGUUCAAGUUCGCCUCCAUGCCAAUCCUAGAUAUUGCUGUUGAGGCGAGAAUUCACACAGGGGAGAAACCAUACACGUGCAUGGAGUGCGAGAAAAGCUUCAGUAGGAGUUACAGUCUUAUUCUCCAUCAAAGAAUUCACACAGGGGAGAAACCAUAUAAAUGCCUGGACUGUGGGAAAUGCUUUCGUGAAAGUGGAAAACUUACUGCUCAUCAAAGAAUUCACACAGAGGAGAAACCAUAUCAGUGCCUGGAGUGCGGGAAAAGCUUCAGUCAGAAUAACAGUCUUACUGUCCAUCAAAGAGUUCACACAGGGGAGAAACCAUAUAAAUGCCUUGAGUGUGGGGAAAGUUUCAGACGGAAUGACAGGCUUACUUCGCAUCGAAUAAUUCACAUGAAGGAGAAACCAUAUAAAUGCCUGGAUUGUGGGAAAAGCUUCAGUUCGAAUAACGGUCUUACUUACCAUCAAAGAAUUCACACAGGGGAGAAACCGUAUAAAUGCCAGGAGUGCGGGAAAAGCUUCCGUUCUCGUGGUUAUCUUACUAUACAUCAAAGAAUUCACACAGGGGAGAAACCAUAUAAAUGCCUGGAGUGUGGGAAAAGUUUCAGUUGGAUUGACAGUCUUGCUACACAUCAAAGGAUUCACACGGGGGAGAAACCAUAUAAAUGCCUGGAUUGUGGGAAAAGCUUCCAUAGGAGUGGAAAACUUACUAUUCAUCAAAGAAUUCACACAGGGGAGGAACCAUAUAAAUGCCUGGAGUGUGGGAAAAGCUUCCGUUCGCAUGGUUAUCUUACUAUACAUCAAAGAAUUCACACAGGGGAGAAACCAUAUAAAUGCCUGGAGUGUGGGAAACGUUUCAGUCAGAAUGACAGUCUUGCUACACAUCAAAGGAUUCACACAGGGGAGAAACCAUAUAAAUGCCUGGAUUGUGGGAAAAGCUUCCAUAGGAGUGGAAAACUUACUAUUCAUCAAAGAAUUCACACAGGGGAGGAACCAUAUAAAUGCCUGGAGUGCGGGAAAAGCUUCCGUUCGCAUGGUUAUCUUACUAUACAUCAAAGAAUUCACACUGGGGAGAAACCAUAUAAAUGCCUGGAGUGUGGGAAACGUUUCAGCAGCAGAGAAAAGACACCCUUGAUGCCUCCUCCUCUUUCUCCUGUGUGUGAUAAAAGGAAAAGAAGCACCAUGCAGCAAGCUCGGGGUGGGGUGUCCUUUAAAGAGGUGGCUGUGUAUUUCACCAAGAGGGAGUGGACCCUGCUGCACCCAGCCCAAAGAGCUCUGUACAAGGAAGUCAUGCUGCAGAAUUUUGGGAACGUGGCCUCUCUGGGCAACCGUGAAAAGACACCCUUGAUGACUUUUCUGCCAUCUCCUCUGUGUUCUGAAGGGAAAAGAGGCACCAUGAAGCCAGCUCAGGCUGGCGCAGUGGAGUGUCCUGCCACGAUACCCCACAUUCCGGACCAGCUGGGCAGCAGGGAAGCGGCAGGCAACUGUGGGCAGGCCCAGGAUGGGGUGGAGGUGUGCUCCAGAGCGAGACCCCGCUCCCCAGAUCAGCUGGGCAGCGGGGAGACAGCCAGCAACUGCAGGCAGGGCUGGGAGGAUGCGGAGGAACGUCCUGGCCCAAUGAGAGGACAGGGGGAGGCGGUGGAGCACAGGUGUGGCAGGAACAGUGCAGAGGCCGGGAAGGCCUUUGCCACAGCUGUGGCCAGGGAGAAGGAAGCAAGGACGGAAAGGAGGCCUGGUGCUCAGGAGGGCAGGGCGGCUGAACUGGAGAGAGGGGGUUUGCAGCCGAGUUAUAGCAGCACGGCCCAGAAGGGGGAGGGCCAAGCAGGACGAGUUUGA